Molecule: messenger RNA, 1413 nt
Organism: Cladophialophora yegresii CBS 114405
Lineage: Eukaryota; Fungi; Ascomycota; Eurotiomycetes; Chaetothyriales; Herpotrichiellaceae
Product: dihydropteroate synthase
Exons: 2
Coding region: 1-1413 (470 amino acids)
Biological process (GO): tetrahydrofolate biosynthetic process
Cellular component (GO): mitochondrial envelope
Molecular function (GO): dihydropteroate synthase activity; 2-amino-4-hydroxy-6-hydroxymethyldihydropteridine diphosphokinase activity
Source: RefSeq, a predicted model, not a curated record
AUGAAAACAUCGCUUCCUAGCCCCGACGGGCUAAACUGCGCGGCCAUUGCAUUUGGAAGUAAUCUGGGAGACCGAGUCGCAAACAUUGAAGCUGCUUUGUCUAAAAUGAGAGAGCAAAAUCUCCGCGUGACCAAGCUCAGCGCGCUGUAUGAGACAAAGCCCAUGUACUAUGAUGAUCAGGACCCCUUCUUGAACGGUGUCUGCCAGGUCGAGACAAGUCUUGAACCUCUGCCACUACUGGAUAGGCUGCAGUCAAUUGAGAAUGAGCUGGGCCGGAAACGUAUCAUUGAUAAAGGCCCAAGGACAAUUGAUCUGGACAUCGUCCUCUACAAUCAGGAUCACAUCAAGCACCCUCGUCUUCACAUCCCACACAUCAGCAUGCUGGAACGAGACUUUGUGCUCAGACCUCUAGCAGAGAUUUUGCCCAACCAGCAUCUACCCUCAGACUUCAUUCCAAACGGAUCGAAUCGGACAAUAAGCCAAUUCCUGCAAAGUCUCCCAGAGAAGGACACCACUAUGUCGCCAGUCACUGUCCUGCACCCGGAUUUGCCACUCAUCCGAGUCCGGGAUGCGACUCGCAAGACUCAUGUAAUGGCUAUAUUGAACUUGACGCCUGAUUCAUUCUCGGAUGGAGGCGAGCAUACAGAUUUGAAGAUGGUCAGAGCCUCGGUGGCCAAAUUCAUUACUGCAGGCGCAACCAUUAUUGACAUCGGCGGACAAAGCACCCGACCCCGAGCAGAUUUCCUUGGUCCUGAGGAGGAGCUGGCACGCGUUCUCCCAGUCGUUCGUGCCAUCCGGGAAAUGAACGGAGCUGACAAAGUUGCCAUCAGUAUUGACACUUUCCAUUCAGAUGUGGCUCGAGAAACCAUUCUAGCCGGAGCAGACAUCAUCAACGAUGUCUCCGCAGGGUUAUUGGAUGAGCGGAUGCUGUCAACCGUUGCCGAGCUCGGAAAGACCGUUGUUCUCAUGCAUAUGAGAGGCGAUCCUCACACCAUGACACAGCUAACUGCUUACCCGGACGGCGUUGUGCACGGAGUGGCAAGAGAACUUUCCGCACGGCUUCAAGCCGCCUUGGACGCUGGUAUUCCUCCUUGGCGCAUAAUCCUCGACCCGGGGUUGGGCUUUGCCAAGAAUCAGGCGCAAAAUCUCGAGCUUCUGCGGAGUCUGCGGCAAUUGCGAGAAAGCACAGAUUACUCGUCUCUUCUGCAAAACUAUCCUUGGCUGAUGGGACCGAGUCGCAAAGGCUUCGUCGGUAAAAUUACAGGGGUCGCUGAAGCUUCGCAGCGAGGCUACGGAACUGCUGCCGCCGUCACCGCAAGCAUCGAAGGCGGAGCCGACGUCGUUCGAAUCCACGAUGUUAGCGAAAUGAUGCAGGUCACCAAGAUGGCGGAUGCUAUUUACCGCCGGCCCUGA